AUGCUGGGAGAUUUCAUUACAAGAAUCAUAAUAUUGCUUGUAGGUUACGCAUACCCAGCAUAUGGAUGCUACAAAAGCGUUGAAAAGAAAAAGCUUGAGAUUCAAGAACUUAGAUACUGGUGCAAGUAUUGGAUCUUGGUUAGUCUUCUUACAGUUUUCGAAAGGAUUGGAGACAUUACUGUAUCAUGGUUACCAUUAUACGGAGAGAUCAAAAUCGCUCUUCUUGUCUAUUUAUGGUACCCGAAAUCGCAGGGAAUCAUCUAUGUCUACGAGACGCUACUACGUCCUUACAUGUCAAGGCACCAAUCGGAUUUCGAUAAUCGUAUUUCGGUUUUAAAGAUUAGAGGACAUUCUGUAAUCAUUCAACUAUUGCAAUGUGGUUAUCACUGGACUCUCCAAAUCUUCAAGCAUCUGCAACAACAAUUCUCCAUUGAUAAGGUAUAA
Molecule: messenger RNA, 444 nt
Organism: Arabis nemorensis
Lineage: Eukaryota; Viridiplantae; Streptophyta; Magnoliopsida; Brassicales; Brassicaceae
Source: the annotation of a GenBank genome assembly